Penicillium robsamsonii is the source of this 660-nucleotide messenger RNA. Its product is annotated as NOPCHAP1/New4 family protein. Lineage: Eukaryota; Fungi; Ascomycota; Eurotiomycetes; Eurotiales; Aspergillaceae. Gene Ontology annotation, biological process: box C/D snoRNP assembly. The coding region runs from base 1 to 660 and encodes 219 amino acids. The transcript is spliced from 2 exons. The record is from RefSeq and is a predicted model, not a curated record.
AUGACCAAAGCGACGACAAGGUCUGAGGCUGCUGCAAGAAAUUCCCCUCCACGAUCCCUCAACUUAACAGACCGUACCGCGUCUCGUCGACAGCGCGCCAACUCUGCUCAAUCAUCCGACUCCGACCCAACCUCAUCCUCGGGCUCAUCUUCGGAGGACAACAGCGAAAGUGAAGAUGAACAACACUCUGACCAAGAAAUGAAUCGCAACGGAGAAUCGAACACCCACGCACAUACCUCUAAUACCUCGUCCUCACUACCUCACAUCGCCGGCCGCCCGAAACCGCGCAUACACCGCAUGCAAGGCGAUUCGGAUAUUUUGUCGCGGCUCAACGCUUUCUUGCCGAAGAUGAAGGAUGCAAAUGAGGAUUUGCAGAGGCAGAUUGAAGCCGGGGAGGCUGGAGAUCUGGUUCUCGAUAAUGCAGAUGAGAAAGGGGAGCAGUACAUUGAGAUGGAUCUUGGUCUUGGGGUCUUGGAAGAGAAGCGCGACGGUGACUCUUCAAGUGAUGAGGAGAGUGAUGACGAAGAGCCCAAGGGUACCACCGGGGCUGAAAAGACCCCCCAGGAGAUGAAUGACUCGGAUAUCAUUGGGAAGCUUAUGGGAGCUAAGAAUAAGAAGUCGAAAACGGAUAAGCCGUCUAUCGAGGAGAUGGCUCAAUAG